CUCAAUCUGCUUUAAUCCGAGAAUACAUACCUAGAACCUCUUUUACUAUUCACCCCACUGUACCCGAUCACCUCCAGCUCGUUAUAUAACCUUUGCGCUUCAUCAUCAUCGUUCCGAUGGAGCCGGCCGCCAACGAGCGCCUCGAGCCAGAGCCGCCGUUUGCGCUCGUCCCGCAGCCGGCCCCGGUUGCAGAGCAGAAGCCGCGCGCGCGCGGGCGGCCGCCGGGGUCGAGGAACAAGCCGAAGCCGCCGGUGAUCGUGACGCGAGAGAGCGCGGCGGCCAUGCGCCCCGUGGUCCUGGAGCUCGCCCCGGGAUGCGACGUGGCGGGCGCCGUGGCCGCCUUCGCGCGCCGCAGGGGCCUCGGCGUCUCCGUGCUCUGCGGCCGCGGCGCCGUCUGCGCCAUCGCGCUGCGGCUCGCGUCGGCGGCCCCGGAGGCGGCGGGGAACGGUCACGUCGUCAGGCUGCAGGGGCGGCUCGAGGUGCUGACCAUGUCAGGGACCGUGCUGCCUUCGUCGUCGUCUUCCUCGGCUCCGGCGGCGCCGCCGCCGCCGUUCGUGGUGACGUUCGCGGGGGAGAACGGGCGGGUGAUCGGCGGCACGCUGGCCGGGGAGAUGACGGCUGCGGAGGAUGGCGUGGUGGUCGUGGCCGCCACGUUCAAGGACCCCGAGACGCACCGCCUGCCCGCGGCGCCGGAGACGGAGACGACUAAGGUGGAGGUAGAAGGCGAUGAUGGGAGCGUUGGAGUACUUGGUCGUUUUCAGGACGAGAGGCAUCUUCUUGUUCCGCCACAGCAGCAGCAGCAGCCAGCGACGGUGGCCGCCCCGGCCGGCAUGUGGCAUGGUGGCUUCGGCGGUCUUCCGGGUCAGGUGGGCCACUAUCCGCAGCAUGCGGCGGAGCAGAUGCAUCUGAGGGGCCAGAUGUCAGACCCCGGCACACCGAACCAUCCUUCCUGGACUCAUUACCUCUGAUUACUGUACUGAUCGGUAUUGUACUACUAGCAUCGAUCGGCAUUCUUGCUGUGUAGUAGAUCGCUCUUGAUGUCGAACGCAGCAGUUGUGGUUUGUGUCACUGCUUGCUAACUUAUUUUGAGACUAAGUUAAUUUCAACUCGUUUAAAGGUUCUGACCA
Messenger RNA from Brachypodium distachyon (stiff brome), 1127 nucleotides. RefSeq names its product AT-hook motif nuclear-localized protein 27-like. Gene Ontology annotation, cellular component: nucleus. NCBI's taxonomy places the organism in Eukaryota, Viridiplantae, Streptophyta, Magnoliopsida, Poales, Poaceae. Gene Ontology annotation, molecular function: DNA-binding transcription factor activity; minor groove of adenine-thymine-rich DNA binding. Bases 117 to 968 code for a protein of 283 amino acids. The transcript has a single exon. The record is from RefSeq and is a predicted model, not a curated record.